Molecule: messenger RNA, 285 nt
Organism: Rhagoletis zephyria (snowberry fruit fly)
Lineage: Eukaryota; Metazoa; Arthropoda; Insecta; Diptera; Tephritidae
Biological process (GO): motor neuron axon guidance
Source: RefSeq, a predicted model, not a curated record
UCACGUUUCUUUAUUAUUGUGCAGAUGUCUGAAUCGAAUGCUACUCACGUCUUCAUCCGUAAUCCUACAUCUGGUAAAUAUAGCUGCGAGGUUUCAGCCGAUGCUCCAUCUUUUGAUACAUUCUUUGUGUCCGGCGAGAUGGAAGUUGUAGAACUGCCCACACAACGUCCCGUCGUAACAGGUAUUCAUUCACGCUAUCGCCUUGGGGACAUUAUCAACGGCAACUGCUCGUCGGAUUUCUCCAAGCCAGCAGCGAACUUGACAUGGUGGAUCAAUGAUAUACAG